Tuber aestivum (summer truffle) is the source of this 929-nucleotide messenger RNA. NCBI's taxonomy places the organism in Eukaryota, Fungi, Ascomycota, Pezizomycetes, Pezizales, Tuberaceae. The record is from the annotation of a GenBank genome assembly.
GAUUACAAAUAAAACCCGACCGCGACCACCACAACCAACCAGUCUACAAGAGGGAGAAAAACAAAUGACGUCCGAAUCCCUAAAAACCCCCCUUCCCCCUUUCAAGCAGACAUUCCUGCAGACCCUCCUGCAAUCCAAGAUCCUAACCUUCGGCACCUUCACACUGAAAUCCGGGCGGGAGUCGCCCUACUUCUUCAAUGCGGGCCUCUUCAACACCGGCAGCCUCCUCACCUCGCUGGGUGCGGCGUAUGCAAACACAAUACACACAAGCACCAGUCUCCCGCCCUUCGAUGUGGUUUUUGGACCGGCGUACAAGGGUAUCCCGCUGGCUACCAUUGCGCUAGCGAAGCUGUACGAGUUGGCGCCGGAGAGGUAUGCCGAGGUUGGGUACGCCUUUGAUAGGAAGGAGGUUAAGGAUCAUGGGGAAGGGGGUCGUAUGGUUGGCAUGGGGUUGAAGGGGAAGAGGGUGCUCGUUGUUGAUGAUGUUAUUACUGCUGGGACGGCAAUUCGGGGCGCGGUUUCGGCGAUUGAGGAGGCUGGGGGCACAGUGGUUGGGAUUGUGGUUGCUUUAGAUAGGAUGGAGAGGAUUGGAGGGGCAAGUGCCGAGGAGAGAAAGGGGAGCGCGAUUAUGGAAGUUAGGAAGGAGAUGGGGGUGGAGGUUUUGGCCAUUUUAAACUUGGACGAACUGAUUGUGGGGGUUACGGAUGGAGGGGAGAGGGGAAGGAUGCUGGAGUAUAGGGAGAAAUAUGGGGCUGUUGAGGAGUAGAUGGGCUUGCUAGUUUUAAUCGGUUUACAGGGAGAGGACUGAUGGAAAGUUUUGACUACAGGAUACUUUGCACAAAAAUACCUUUUCAGAAGAAAGAAGAUCCUUCUCAAUGCAAAAUAGAUAUCUAUUCUUUUCGAUAACGGAGACCGAGCGUGAACAAGGG